Molecule: messenger RNA, 5115 nt
Organism: Harpegnathos saltator (Jerdon's jumping ant)
Lineage: Eukaryota; Metazoa; Arthropoda; Insecta; Hymenoptera; Formicidae
Exons: 2
Coding region: 219-1448 (409 amino acids)
Cellular component (GO): extracellular region
Molecular function (GO): chitin binding
Source: RefSeq, a predicted model, not a curated record
GGGAAAUAGAGGAUAGGAUGGGAGGGGAGGGAAAAGGCAGUCUUAGGCUCAUCCUCGCGUCACUUUCACUUGAACUCUUUGUGUCGCCGUGCAAAGAUUUUCUAGACGGUGUAGAGCGCUCCUGCAACAUUCCGAUGAAUGUACAUAUAAUUCGCGCGUGUGUGAUUGCUACGUAGUGAUUCAAAAUUUUUCUCCCGCACCAUCAACUUUCUCUCGAAAUGGUGCUCCGCUGGACUCUGCAAUUUUACUUCCUACGAUGCACACUGCUCGCUGUUGUCCGCACCGAAGAAGUUUUUAACACCACUCCGCCGGCCAUCAGAACCAACUUCUCCUGCUUCAACCGGCCUAUGGGAUUUUACGCUGAUGUCGAGGCCAAUUGCAGAGUAUAUCACACUUGCGACGAUCACGGGAACAAGUUCAGCUAUCGGUGCCCCGAAGAAACAGCCUUCCGCCAGGACGCUCUGAUAUGCGACCACGCUUACCUCGUCGACUGUCAGGCUACCGUCCAUCCGCCGAAUCGAUUUCCAACCGAGAACACCGGCAACAAGAACAACGCGGCACCUGCGUCAAGACCAUCAGUCAGCCCCAUCGACUCGCUCGACGAUCAUCGACUCUCCUUCUCGCGUUCCUUUCAGGUUGUCCAACGACCCGACAAAUCCGUGCCUAAUAGACUUCAAUCCGGCUUCGUGUUUAGCGCCAGCCUGUUUCUGAGGGAUCGCGAUCGGACGCGGGAUCGUGCCGCUCCGCGCACCGCCGACACCUCCUCCAGGAGGUGCAACGUCGAUUCGAAGGACCGAUUCGCGACAGCCUCGACCGUUCGAACGCUUACCGAGCGGUUCAACUCCUGGGACGUCCGUAAUGAUAAGUCGAACCGUGCGAGACCGGCGCAGUCUCUGUCGCUGUCGGAAACCCGCAGCUUCGCGCGUGACAAGAGUGCGACGGUGAACCUCCGACGUUCGUUCGAGCCAACCCCGAGUCCUUUGAGCUUCGGGAGAACGAUAAUGCCGGAUAACGUUACUCAGCGCCCGGCUUUCCCACGUGAAAAGUCCAUCUUCUUGAACGACGACCAUAACUACCGUCCAUAUUCGGAGACGCUCAAGUCGAUCCAAGCUAACGCCGUUCGGCCGAUCGCCGACUCCACCACGGAGAUCCCGGUGCACGCGCUGACGCUCUCUCUGAAGCCGUUGGUACCGAACGAGCUGGAGUACGAUCCGUAUUACCCCAAGCAACCGACGUCCACCGAGGCGUACUACACACCCAGUAAUCGCAACGGGUUCAACGCGAACGUUCGUGUUCCUACCUCCAGCCAGGUACCGCCGGCAGCAAUCUCGCAUCUCAACCUUCCCUUCGAGAUCCCGCCUGUCCUACCCGAUCUAAACAGCCUCGAGGACUUGGUCGAUCGUCGUAAGCUCUUCUAUAUCCCGCGUGUAAGUGCAAAGUCGAUAUAACGAGCCAUUCUACUUGAAAUCGCGUCGAAAGAGCGUCGAUUCUCUUAUCGACGCGCGCUGUAAAGGCGGAGAGUCUCACAGGUAAAUAUAUAGAAAGGGUGACACACUUCACUGAUUUUAUAUGUAUUGAAAUUGAUAUAUAUAUAUAUAUAUCAAUUUCAAUAUAUUUUAAUAUAUAUAUAUAUAUAUACACAGUACAUAGUAAAACGGACAUUUUGUAAGCUUGAAUUUAAGUAAACUUAAGUCUUGCGCAGAGAUCUUUGUCCAUUUUUACAAUGUCUCUAUUUUAAGGCGAACGAUUUUAUCGACAAUCUAAUAAAAUGUAAAUUAAUAAAAAAGAAUUAAAGAUAUAUAUAAAACCGUGGAGUCGUAUAUAUCUCAACAAUUAACGAGGUCGUUUCCCAUCUCGCUCUUUUGACAAAUCACACCUAAUUAUCAUUUCUACAAUAUAUAUAUAUAUAUAUCAAUUUCAAAAAAUCAGUGAGAUAUCACCCUCUCUAUAUAUUUACCAUCUCAAGCCAUCGAUUUUGUUGAUCAGUCGUGAUCGAUUUCAAAGCGUUACAAAUUUACGUUUGGAACAUAAUUUACAGAACAUCAAUCAAAUGCGUCUCUUUCAGUCUUUCAGUGGGCGGUGAUCGAUGUUGAGAUAUUGUUUGUUUCAAUCCCGAUCGAACGGUGUUCUGUAAACGGCGCUAACAGUCUGUCCAUGAUAUGUUGGAUAUUGAUCGAAUGUCGGAGCGUAUUGGUUAACCUGGUUAUUAAUCUGUCACAUUUAACACGUAAGAACUCAAGGGCCUUUGUGAAACCUGAAAAUAACAGCGGGUAUUAACGAGUACUCAGUUAUCUUGCCACUUCGAAAGCGACGAUUCCUCACCACAGCACGUAGCUCUGAUCAGCAACGAAAUCUUUGACCUCUCCGAUGAGCAACGACACUUCUCUAUGAGAUAUUGAAGAUACUCAUUUUCCUCUCGGAGUUGUCGAAUGUUUCGACACAACUCCUCCACUUGUGCUUGCUGCUGCGUAACUUCUUCUGUUAUCCGAUUACCCUCUUCAUCCCUCUUCGAAUAACGUACGGUGCUUUCCUCUUUUCUCAACCUCUGCAUCUUUGUCUUCUUGACUUUCCGUCUAUCAUCGUCUACUUUUUCACUUCCGGAUCCAAUUGUCGUAAGCAAUUCGCAACAUGGACGGGACUAAAAAAAUGUGAUACAAUUAACGUAUCUCUCUCUAUCGCUAGUUACUUCGUACUAAAUCGUCUACGAUAAAUUCUUUGUUUUCUGUUUUGCAUUUUGUUGCAUCAAAGUUUAAAAUAUACGUCUCACAGUUACAAAUCAAUUGCACUCGCGCGUGACACAAGUAUCCGCACUACCAUUUUAGUAAAUGUCUGCAAUCUUGGCCGGGAUAUUUUUCGACACAUCUGACAGGUGCAUUUUGGGGAAGAAAAUUGUCCUAUGUACAAUAACUUUGAUUUCAAGUCUUCUCUGGUAUCAACUGCUUCAACUUCUGAAGUGAUCUUUUCCUUCUUUUGUGCAUAAAUGUCGAUAUUAGCGCUGCCGCUCUCCUCAGAAAGCGGAGGAAUCCUUCUAUGAGCGAAGAAACGAUUGCUAUUUUGCGUCGUUUCAAUGGGAGAAGCAGUUCUACACGGGAUUAUCCUCAAAUGCACAUCGUCAGGGUUUCUCGACGUAAUAUCGCAACCUCGAUUAUGACCGCCAAUUAUCUUCCUGUCAUCGAGAGUCGAUUGUCCAGACGCCUUCAAAGAAUGCUCCAGGUGAAGCGCGGUGCCGCAGAGCGCGCAAACUGAGCUGGAUGUGGUCGUAAUAGUUAGUCUUGAUCCAGGAUUAUUUUGCUGAUGGAAAAAUUACUUAGUACUACUUCUUAUCCUCCAUUUCUCCCGAUCGUAAUUUUCACCUAUUCCUUGCAUCGUGCGAAGAAGUCGAGUAAUUCUUUGGUAAAUCAGACAACAAAACUACUUCUAGAAUAUUAGUUGUAAGAAAGUGUGAUAAAGAUACUGUGAAAAACACGAAGAAGCAGAGAAAAGUUUAAAGAUGUGAAUAUGCAAUUUUUAAUAAUGGAUCAAGCGUUAAUAGUUUUGCUAAUUUCUGUGUCUUGAGUGUUUAUUUUAAUAUAUUAAUUUAAUAAACAAAUAUAAAAGUAUUCUUAAAGAGAUUUCUUCCCUAAAAGAAGAUUCGUGGAUUUUAUCGUAAUCUUUGGAGAUGAGAAAUGUGUAAGAAGCUUAAAUACGACAAAGAUAUGCAAUACAAUUUGAAAAAAAAGUUUCAUUACUUGAUCAUUCUUUUCAUCUCGCCGUAACAGGCUACAUUGCGUCGAAGAUUCUAAGCUCGAUUCUGAAUUCUGUUGUUGUCCUUUUGCGACAUUCGCGAUUGAUUGUAAUCUCAGCGCGGCUUCUUUGAUCGGUUGCAAUAAAUCACGCAGUACAGUAGCCUGUUAAGAACUCGUUAUUUAGAUCCGGUGUAGGAUAAAGUGGUUGUGAUUAGAUUAUAAUUUCUCGGUAUAAAAUAAAAUUUACAGCUUGACGGAAAUGAUCUACUUGUUGGUCACGAUCAUCGUCGUGCGUGAGCAAAGGAUAAGGUUCUCUCAAUCUUCUACAGAUGCUGUACGCAGGGCAAGGAGACCUCUCAAAUCGCGCAAACGUAUCAUCAUCGACUGUUGAAUUGGACAGAAUGUUUCGUCUCGUGGGGAUUGCGUUGGUAAUGGGACAAUACGUAGCGAUACUUUCCGUGUCGCGCACGGCUUCCAUCAUUUAGAACCCUGAGCAAACUCGUGGAUAGCGGUGACAGAAAUAACGGUUCUCUUCCGCGGGUAUCGGCAACGACCCCGAUAAGGUCGAAUCAUAUCUUCGCGUCAUUUCAGAUCAUCAUGUCGCCUGAAACUCGACAACGUCGUUUGUUCUUGACAUUAGUGACAAAUUUCGCGGCGCAGUUGUUCGUCCAAUCGUUCGUUCUCAGGUUGUCAAAAUUUUCUUAAAUAAUGGCUGAUCUCCCGAAAAAAGCAGCAGCUGCCGUUGCCGCUGCGACUGCAGAUGCCGAUGUGACCGCGCGUACCGCGGACAAAAUCGACACCGAUAAAGCGAGCUACUGGCAGCAAAUGUUGAAGAAUUACAAGAAGAGGAACGCUUCGCUCGAGAAAAGACGCAACGCUCUCGAAGAGAGGGUCCGCUUCAUGGAGUACACCCUGCCGUCUCUGCUGGUGGGUGCAGCCGCGUCUGCUACCCACGAUGACAAACGAGAGACCUCUAAGGAGCCUUAAAACAUCUCCCAGAACAAAUCCGUUGCUCAAGAGCGAGACUGACGAGACUUUGGUCCUUCCGAGAAAAUUGAUCAUGAUGAUCGAGAAACUGCCGAUGCCUCUUCGUUAUUAUUGAUUAAUUUGGCUGAAUUCUAACGAUCUCUGCGGCAUAUCGCGAUGAACGCGACAGAUCGUUUAUUGAGGUGAAUUGUUCGGUUUGAAGAUAAUUUCACGGUAAGAGAUCGGGAAAGCAGAUUUAUUUUCGAAAUUGCGUUUUCUUGCAGAGUUACACGUGAAAAUGCACGGAGAACGUCAAUUCCGCGAUACUAAAGGGAUCUCUGAGUGAGGCAAACCGCAAAUCGCGCUCUACAACACUGCAAACCUGAGUGUGUUUUGACACGUAUAAGCUGAAGCUUUCUUCACG